Lichtheimia ornata is the source of this 618-nucleotide messenger RNA. RefSeq lists its product as uncharacterized. The transcript has 9 exons. Bases 1 to 618 code for a protein of 205 amino acids. Gene Ontology annotation, molecular function: GTPase activity; GTP binding. NCBI's taxonomy places the organism in Eukaryota, Fungi, Mucoromycota, Mucoromycetes, Mucorales, Lichtheimiaceae. The record is from RefSeq and is a predicted model, not a curated record.
AUGGCAAGUCCCGAAUUCAGCAAUCCCCUACGAAAGUUCAAGCUCGUGUUCUUGGGUGAACAAAGCGUUGGCAAGACCUCACUCAUUACACGUUUCAUGUAUGACACCUUUGACAAUACGUAUCAGGCAACGAUCGGUAUCGAUUUUCUUUCAAAGACCAUGUACCUUGAAGAUCGUACAGUGCGCCUUCAAUUGUGGGAUACGGCAGGACAGGAACGCUUCCGCUCUUUGAUCCCAUCCUACAUUCGUGAUUCUUCAGUGGCGGUGGUGGUUUAUGACAUUAGCAGUCGGAACUCGUUUUCGAACACAGAAAAGUGGAUUGCCGAUGUACGCGCUGAACGUGGCAACGAAGUCAUCAUCGUCCUUGUUGGCAACAAGACCGAUCUCAAUGACAAGAGAACGGUGACAUUGGAAGAAGGAGAGAAGAAAGCCAAGGAGCUCAACGUCAUGUUUAUCGAGACCAGCGCCAAAGCUGGCCAUAAUGUGAAAACACUCUUUCGACGGAUCGCACAAGCCUUACCUGGUAUGGAAUCGCAAUCGGCGGAUGGCAAGGAACAAAUGCAAAAGGUCGAUCUCAACAACUCUGAUGCAUCCGAAUCCAGCUCUUGUGCCUGUUAG